Molecule: messenger RNA, 2787 nt
Organism: Lachancea thermotolerans CBS 6340
Lineage: Eukaryota; Fungi; Ascomycota; Saccharomycetes; Saccharomycetales; Saccharomycetaceae
Gene: EAF1
Product: Eaf1p
Exons: 1
Coding region: 1-2787 (928 amino acids)
Source: RefSeq, a predicted model, not a curated record
AUGGUAAAGCUUGACAGAACGGCUGCUGCAGAGGAAGUUAGCAGUUUAGAGAGCAUGAUCGCUGAGCGAAAUAAGACUCUCGCCGAACUAUACUGCAUCUCGAGGCUACAUGACUUCUUAUCGAUAUCCGACGAACAAACCUUGCAGAGCCAGAUAGAUGUAUUCCUGGAAGCCAACGACAUUAGGAAGGGGCAUCACUUUGACCCAAGUACCCUUCCCAAGUUUACGCAGAUCGAACCUUCUCCGGACAAGAGAGUUUCAAAGAGUAAGAGUGGCACGCCGGUGGAUAGCGCGCGGAAAGAACGUGAACACAUCAAGCAUGACAGAGACGAACGGAACUUUGACAGAGAUAAAGACAGCAGUAAAGAGUCCAAAGUCAGAAUUUCUCAGGACAUUCGAAUGAAUGGAGGAGUAGCGCAACCAUCGCCCAGCAAGGCUGACGGCAUUGAGCUAGAGCUGGAAAAGUUUCCCAACGGCGCUGUUAGGUCCCAGUUUAAUUCAAACAAAAGGCCACGUGAAGACGAGAAUGUACAGCCCAAUGGCCCCCAAAGUAUUAUAAAAGAAGAACAUGCUUCCAUGGCCCCAGGGACCCCACAUCCUUCGCAUACUGCACCUAAACGUCAAAGGCUAGAUCCAAGUAGUGCUGAACACAAAGAGCCCUCCAUGAAUUUAACAAAGAAGCGUUCCAGCUCUCUUUUGAGGGAGCUUCAAGCGAAACCUCGUAAAACAGAAGAGCUCUUUCACCAAGAUAAUAUAAAUGCCAAGGAGAGUGUUUAUCUGAUAAUGAAUGACAAGGUCCCAUCAAAGAUUCCACACGCAGUUCCUCUUUCUGAGCUCAAAUACAAUGCCCAAACGCUACCUUUAAUUAAGCUCAUUCCAACUGCUCACAAAGUCUUAACUACAGACAUCAUGAACACAGCUUUGAACGAAUGUCGUAUUACUGUGGUAAGCUCAAGGAUAGAAGAACUCAGAAGAUUAGGCUUGUGGUCACUGAGACAACCUAAGAAAUUCAUUGAUCCAUUUGAGAAUAAGAAAAAACAAACACAUUGGGGGAAACUUCUCGAAGAAGCUGAAUGGGUGUCUUGCGACUUUGAUGAGUUCAAGAAAUAUAAAAUUGCCGUUUGUUUGACAAUUGCUCAGUCUGUUAUGGAUUUCUGGAAUUACGGGAAGGCCUGUUGCGUUAAGGUCAACCCAAAAAAACCGAUUGCGUCUCCCGAAACAACAGCAGAUCCGGCUGAAAGUGAUGGCAAUGGGCAUGACGUUUCCCUUCCCGACAGUGAAGGCGAGAUUGAUCACCCUUUGACAACAGCUCUGGAACAAUACCCAAGCAUAGAUACAAAGGUGUUGCUACAAGAGUCCGUACAGCCCGAAGAUACCCAUCCUAUCCCAUCUGUUGUAGAGGAUUCUUCACAGCUACCAAGCAGUAAGCAGCAUGCCUCUUUGCCCUUCAAACUACAUGUUUCCUUUGACGACUUUAGUCUAGUAGAGCGAAAAAUUCUCAGUGAUCUUCCUCUAAAUGGAGGGCUCGAGCAUGAAAGCCUCGAUGACAAACCUCAAGAUGUUGCUCCGUUCGAUCCCAUUUCAAAAGCGACAGUGAUGCUGGAUGAUGAUCAAUUUGUGAAGCUUGUCGAAAGACAGCUUAUUGACGAAGAACCCUCACUUGUUCCAUUUAGCAAAAGACGCGGGAUGUUCUACGGUAAUCGGAGAAGUCAUUAUCUGCGACCUCCAAUUGCACCCUCAUUAAGAUAUUUGAGAUACAGAACGCCUACAAUAUGGCUACCCGAGGAUGACCAGGAGCUUGUACGAAAUAUCAACACAUAUGCAUAUAACUGGGAGCUGAUAAGUGCGCACAUUUCGUCAAGACCUACGAGAUCGUAUUGUUCUAACAUUGAAAGAAGAACCCCAUGGCAGUGUUUUGAGAGAUUUGUGCAGCUCAACGAAAGGUUUCAGUUCAUCGACAUGAAGGGGCCUCGUGCACACAGCGCCCAGAUGUGGCUUAUCGAAGCCCACAAAUUGCAGCAACAACAAAAGAGGAGAAUUUCCCCUCUUGGUGUUGGAGAGGAUUCAAUCCAGCGAGGUCAUAGGAGAUUACGCUGGGCCAGCAUGUUCGAAGCCAUGAGAAAAUGCUUCAAGAAAAGAGAAAAUGCGCCAAAACCGAAUCCCACUCAGCCGAGAAAGCCACUUGACUGCAAAAAUACAUCUGUACCAACUCCUGCAGAGAUGUCACAGCUCAAAGCCCAGCGUGACGAUGCACUCCGCAGAGACAUACAGAUGAGGAGAAUCGCUAAACAGAAGCUGCAAGCUGCUGCUAUGGGACAGAGCCUUUCCUCAAACAGUGCUUCUAAGGCUAUUCCGCGUAACUCUCCUUCAUCUGGUCAACGUCGUGCCCCUGAUACUGCUCGCAGUUCUAUAAGAGGGUCUUCACCAGAAAACAGCGUACGGAUAACGACACAAACACCCCAACAAACGCAUAUCAAGCAACUGUCUGAGAGUGAGUUUGUAGAAAGCUACGCUCGCAAAAUUCUUCUUCAAAAGCCGGACUUUUCACCUGAACUUGCGCUCAAGGCGGCAAAAAGUCAAUUUAAGCUUUUGGCCGUUAAGCAACAGCAGCAACAACAGCAGCAGCAACAACAGCAGCAACAGCUCUACAACCAACAAACACCGCAUCGUAGUGACGGGUUAUCACGCACGCCCUACGCAACUCUCAAAACAGAACCUUCAAAUGAAAAGAUUCUCUCCCCCACUCCCCAAGACAUUUUGCAAAAAAUGCAACAGAGCAAGCAUUAG